AGAAGAAGUGACUCCUUUCGUGUGCAUUCAUAAAGUGUGCAGUUGUAUAAGUAGUCGGUGUGUUUGCACGGACACGUGUUUUUUUUUUUAAAUAUUUUAUAAUAUUGCAUUUUUGGCAUUAAAAUGUUUGCAGCCAGAGGAGUGUUGCGCUUUGCACAGAGGCUGGCCGGUGUUAGUGUGUCGCGGCGGGGAUGUGCCGGUGCUGUUCCCGUGGACGACAUUGUAAACGGACUCACAGACGAGCAGAUUCAGCUCAGACAGACGGUUCAGCGGUUCUGUCAGGAAAAGCUUGCUCCCUAUGCUGACGAAAUAGACAAAGCAAAUGAUUUUCCACGUAUGAGAGACUUUUGGAAAGAGGCAGGUGAACUUGGAUUGCUUGGGAUCACAGCUCCAGUGGAGUAUGGUGGCACAGGACUGGGCUAUCUUGAUCAUGUAAUUGUGAUGGAGGAGAUAUCACGGGUGUCAGGAGCUGUAGCGCUCAGCUAUGGUGCGCAUUCCAACCUCUGUGUCAAUCAGCUUGUGCGCCAUGGCAACCAGAAACAGAAAGAGAAGUACCUCCCGAAGUUGAUUUCGGGAGAACAUGUAGGUGCCCUGGCCAUGAGUGAGCCCAACUCUGGCUCUGAUGUAGUAUCCAUGAAACUGAAAGCAAAGAAAGAGGGUGACCACUAUGUGUUGAACGGUAAUAAGUUCUGGAUUACGAAUGGACCUGAUGCAGACGUUCUGGUUGUUUAUGCGAAGACAGACAUAGAUGCAGCUGCACGUGGAAUCUCCGCGUUUAUUGUAGAAAAGGGAAUGCCUGGUUUCAGUACUGCACAGAAGCUGGAUAAGCUGGGAAUGAGAGGCUCCAACACGUGUGAGCUCAUCUUUGAAGACUGCAAGGUUCCAGAGAAGAACAUGUUGGGACCAUUGAACAAAGGAGUGUACGUACUGAUGAGUGGACUCGACCUGGAGAGGCUUGUGCUCUCAGCUGGGCCUAUUGGCAUCAUGCAAGCCGUGCUUGACCACGCUAUUCCUUACCUGCAUGUCCGAGAAGCAUUUGGGCAGAAGAUCGGCCACUUCCAGCUGAUGCAAGGAAAGAUGGCUGACAUGUACACCCGACUUAGUUCGUGUCGGCAGUACGUGUAUAAUGUGGCUCGAGCGUGCGACAAAGGCCACUUCAGUGCCAUGGACUGUGCUGGGGUAAUCCUUUAUUGUGCUGAGAACGCGACUCAGGUUGCCUUGGACGGGAUUCAGUGCCUGGGUGGAAACGGUUACAUUAAUGAUUACCCAAUGGGCCGCUUCCUGCGAGACGCUAAACUCUAUGAGAUCGGCGCAGGCACCAGCGAAGUCCGAAGGAUGGUUAUUGGUAGGACCUUCAACGCCAUGUUCAAAUAAGAUUGCAGCUGAACCGGAAGUUAUCACCGGGGAUCUGCUGGAUGCCUUUCCCAGAUUUCUAUUAUAUUACAAUAUGCACAGAUUAAGCAAGGAGAUAUACUUGUCAGAUGAAUGCUUUAGAUGGUGCUGUACAACAGAACAAAUUGUACGAUCAUGAAGACUUAUAUGCAUCUACAUUUAAUUCCAGUAGGGGAAACUUGAUGGGCAAUUUAGUAAUCUCUGUCUUCACAUAGGUAUGUGUUACAAGCCUAGCAAAGCUAAAUGCAUUGCUGGACCAUUCUAAAUGAAUAUUACUGAAAAACUGUAUUCUGUAAAACAGACCGAUCACACUCACAAGACAAUGUUUGUUCAUGUAAUUUAGACAAAAACACUAACGAAAAUCUGUUUUUUUUUGUCUCUAUACAUUGUGUGAUUCUAUAGUAUAUAGGGAACUGUGUAUAAAAGGAAUGGAUUUACAGUGGUGUCUUUUCAAUAUAAUCGUCAGUUGCGAAGUAUUUUGUAUGUCAUAGUGUCUUUAAUAACAGCCUUAAUGAAAUCCUGUUAGAUGCUUUGUUUUAAGCCAUAAAGGCUGCUAUUUUGUGGUAGAUAGGGGUUCAUUGAAAUGUGUUCUCAGAGCAUAAAGUAUAAAGCAUUGAACACAAUUCAAAAACUAUGACUCACUUUGUUGUAUAAUUAGUUUGAAUGGUCUUUUCAGUUUUUACAAAUGUUAGAUCCCAUUUUUCUUUCUACUUUAAGGUCCUUUUUCUUAUGAUGCAACAGUAUCUGUCCGGCCAUUUAAAAGAAAUGGUCACUUUUCACAUUUCCAUAAAUUUAUUAUUAUGGAUGAUGGCAAUAUUAUUUAUUCAUAUGUAUAUACACAUUUGUAUAUGCUCUCAGAACAGCCCCAGUUCUUUGUGGUAUGGAAAUGUGUUGCCUCUAAGAUACUGGAAGUGUUUCUCUAAGAUUCUGGUCCAUGUUGUCAGGAUUGCAUCACCUAAUUGUUGCAGAUUGGUGAAUCACCCUUUCUACCACAUCCCAGAGGUGCUAUUGGAUUCAAAUCGGGUAACUAGGGAGGCCAUUGAAGUACACUGAACUCGUUGUCAUGUUCAUGGAACCAAUUUGAGACAAAUUGUGCUUUGUGACAGUCAUCAUGCUGGAAGUAGUAUUUAUAAAAUGGGUAAAUUGUGGCCGUAAAGGGAUGCAUGUGGUCAGCAACAAUACUCAGAUACUCAGGCUGUGGCAUUCAAACAAUGCUUAAUUGGUAUUAAGAGGCUGAAUAUGUGCGAAGAAAACAUUCCCCACACCAUUACACCACCACCACCACCAGCAGCCUGAGCUGUUGAUGCAAUGCAUGUUGAGUUCAUGCUAUGGAUGCCAAAAUCUGACCCUAAUUUCUGCAUAUUGCAGGAGAAAUCAAGAUUCAUCAGACCUGGCAACAUUUUUUCAAUAUUGAGCUUUCCUGUUUCGGGUUACCUUGUGCCCACUGUUUCCUAUUCUUUCCUGACAGGAGUGGAACCUGAUGUGGUCUUUCGGUGUUAUAACCCAUACACCAUGAGGUUCCAUGCAUUGUUCAUUUAGAGAUUAUUUUCUGCUCACCACAGUUGUAAAGGAUGGUUAUUUGAGUUGCAGUAGCCACCUGUCAGCUCAUACUAGUCUGGCCAUUCUCCUAUGACCAUUCUCAACAAGGACUGCAACUCACUGGAUGUUUUUUUUUUCUUUCGCACAACUUAGACUGUUGUGUGAAAGUCGCAGGAGAUCAGCACUUUUGGAAAUAAUCAAACCAGCCUGCCUGGCACCAAUAACCAUGUCACUGAGAUCACAUUAUUUUGCCACUCUGAUGUUUGAUGUGAACAUUAACUGAAGCUCUUGACCUGUAUCUGCAUUGUGCUGCUACCACGCGACUGGCAGAUGGCAGUGGGUUUGGAAAGUAUUCAGACCCCUUUAGUUUUUGCACAUUUUAUUGUGUUAUAAAUUAAAAAUUUUAUUUUAAAUAAAAAUUAGAUUAAGUGUAUUUUUUGUUUAUCGGUCUACAAAGCUUCUACAAUGUACUGAAUAAAGGGUCUGAAUGCUUAUCUAUACUAGGUUUCAGUUGUUGAUUUUUAAUCAAUAAUACUAAAAAUUGUUUUGUCAUUA
Pangasianodon hypophthalmus (striped catfish) is the source of this 3486-nucleotide messenger RNA. It is a transcript of the gene ivd, whose product is annotated as isovaleryl-CoA dehydrogenase. Lineage: Eukaryota; Metazoa; Chordata; Actinopteri; Siluriformes; Pangasiidae. Gene Ontology annotation, molecular function: 3-methylbutanoyl-CoA dehydrogenase activity; flavin adenine dinucleotide binding. Gene Ontology annotation, biological process: L-leucine catabolic process. Bases 124 to 1374 code for a protein of 416 amino acids. The record is from RefSeq and is a predicted model, not a curated record. Gene Ontology annotation, cellular component: mitochondrion. The transcript has 12 exons.